CCGAGCAGUAUUGAUGCUGGCAGCUGCAAACACACACAUUUUCAUUGAUUGCCCUAUCCAUAGAUCCUGUUAUUAUUUUGGCUUGCAUGCAUGCAUACUCGUACAGUAUUAUUGUAGAGAAGAAGUACUGCUACAAAUCUUUUAGUAAACCUGCGAUAAGAGAUUUGCUUCCUGACUUUCUACCCAUCUCACCCAUUUUACCAUCUUACCAUUCUACCCAUUCUCUAAAUUCUCUACGAGUAGAUUCUCUAACAUUCCUUUCAAGAUAAUCAAUCAAACUUCCAAACAACCAUCUUCCUUUUCCACAUUCGACCUUGAAGCUUCUCUUUCAUUCCCAUAUCCCAAAAUCUCUAUUACAUCAUCUUGUAAUUAAAAGAGGUUCUAUUAAUCCGAAGCUUUGGUACCUACCGAGUUAACAAAUUUUGCCUACCUCGAAACAGCUCCUCAAAAACCUCCACAUCAACCAUUUCCUCGAGUCGAACUCAAUACAACAUUGCGGUUCACACCACAACGUUUUUCAGCACAUAAGAUCUUUGAGUUGGAAGCUUCUCAAUCAAUACAAAACGAUGUCUAGUGUUAAAACCAGACGACAAACAGCUGCCGCUUCUUCACCAUCAACUCCCACGCCCGCAGCUCGUGAACAAGUCAUCAUGAAUGGCAAUGGUAAUGGUUCGGCACACAAGUCGGAAGAGGCUGUGCAUGUUAAGGAAAACAUCUUUCUCUUCUGGCCCAAUGUUAUCGGAUACUUUCGAAUCGUUCUCGCAUUGGUAUCUCUAUACUAUAUGCCCCUUCAUCCACGUACCUGCACUCUUCUCUACAGUAUCUCCUGCCUUCUCGAUGCUCUCGAUGGAUAUGCUGCCCGCUACUUUGAACAAUCUACAAAAUUUGGUGCGGUAUUGGAUAUGGUGACCGAUCGUUGUACCACCGCCUGUUUGCUGGUCUUUCUUUCUUCCGCCUGGCCUCGAUGGGCUCUGCUUUUCCAAGGACUCAUCUCGUUGGAUUUGGCUAGUCAUUACAUUCACAUGUAUGCGACUCUUGUUAUGGGAGGAGGAGAUACCAGUCAUAAGCAAGUCGACAAAUCUCGCAGUUGGAUUUUGAACUUGUAUUACACAAACAAGACUGUCCUCUUCCUCUUCUGUGCUCUUAACGAAAUUUUCUUCAUCGCCCUCUACCUCCUUUCCUUCUCCUCUCCUCUGCUCUCACCAUCUCUCCUCCAAGUUACCGACAAUGGCGAAGCAGCAAGCACACUCGUCCCCGGAAGCCCCUCCAAUCCAUCUGCCGCAUCCCUCUUCGCUAAUCCCUACAGCGCCGGCGCAUUGGAACUUGCACGCGCAAAUAAGAUGGAUUCCACCUGGCCAUGGAUCAUUGCCGGAAUCUCAUUCCCCAUCAUGGCAGGAAAACAAAUCAUCAAUGUCGUACAAUUGGUCAAAGCUAGUCGAUGGUUGGCCGAGGGAGACAUUCAAAUGAGGAGAGCAGCUGGAUUACCAAGACAGAUAAAGGAGAAAUGAUUGACCUUGCGACAGGAGAUCCUUUUUUCUUUUCUCAAUCUUUGUUAGAUUUAUUCUGUUCGAGUCUCUCCGACUCAUUUGUGUAUUGUUUCGACUUUUCAAGGUCCUCUUUGCACAAAUCUACACUUCGCAUGUGUAGUUGUAUCAGAUAUUUUGGCUCAUGUAUAGUGCCGGGUUUUUGCAUCGAUUCAUCUAUUUGAUUGACUGUUUGUUCAUUCAUUCGUUAUAUUUAUUUUGAUAUUAUACAAAUAGGGAGCAUAAGGUAGAAGAGGAAAUGGCGUCGGGAUUCAUUUGCAGCCAUCUAAGUCUUAUAUGAUUGAUAGGCGUGUGAAGUUGGGUCUGUAAUGGGAAUUGAAUUCUAUUCAAUAUAAUGAUAAUAUUCGACUGAUUUUGGAUUGUUCAAUGUAUGUAUGUAUGUAUGUACGUGUGUGUGAGAAUAAGUAUGGUGGAUCCACAUAUUUAUGUGAAGUGAUUGACAAUGUAUGUAUGUAUGAUUGUAGUAAAGUAAAGAAGGUGGGAAAAGAAAUUGUGAGACAUGCAUAUAUGCAUGCAGAGGUACUCUAGGUGAAUCAAUUGAUGUAUAUAGGGUAUGGUAUGGUAGGACUUGGGAGUUGUGAGCGUUGGAUUCUUGAGUGUGUGAUGGGGGGAAUGGAUGGAUUGUGAAGAAACGGUGAACGGUGAACGGUGAACGGUGAAUGGUAUGUAUGUAUGUGUGUAUGUAUGUAUGUGUAAUGUUUACCUAUUGGUGUUUAUUGGUGUUUGGAUGGAUAGAUGGAGCAUUUGGAUGGAGUCUGGACUUGAGAUUGUGGUCGCGUGAGAGGUUUGGGAUUUGGGAUUUGGGUGUGAUGGGGUGUGAUGGAUGGAUGGGUGGAUGGAUAUGGAGAUAUGGAGAGGUGCGGAGAGAUGUAGAAGUACGUUUUUUGGAUUUUAUGUUUUGAUGUUUGAUAUUUGAUAUUUGCCUAUCAUAUCAAAUGAAAUGGGGUGGGAUGAGAUGGGACAAGAUGAGAUGGGACAAGAUGAGAUGGGAUACGAUAGUAUAUAUAUAUACCUAGGCAUGAAAUAUGUAGAUUGAUAGA
Molecule: messenger RNA, 2584 nt
Organism: Botrytis sinoallii
Lineage: Eukaryota; Fungi; Ascomycota; Leotiomycetes; Helotiales; Sclerotiniaceae
Exons: 3
Coding region: 567-1508 (313 amino acids)
Biological process (GO): phosphatidylinositol biosynthetic process
Cellular component (GO): membrane; Golgi apparatus
Molecular function (GO): CDP-diacylglycerol-inositol 3-phosphatidyltransferase activity
Source: RefSeq, a predicted model, not a curated record